CUAGAAAGAAAGGGGGGGUGGGGGUGGGGGGUGGUGGCAAGCGGUGCUGCUACACCCGAGGAAGCGGUGCAGCCGCGGUCGCUGUCACGACGAGCCAGACAAGUGGAGGCUCUGAAGGAGGAGUUAAGGGAGUCGUUCUGGUUGAAGGUUUAGAACAGAUGUGGAAAGAUGUUCACUUCAGAGAAAGGAAUUGUGGAAGAAUGGUUGUCAGAGUUUAAGACAUUACCAGAAGCAUCUUUACCAAAUUAUGCCACAAAUCUGAAAGACAAGAACUCUUUAGUUUCUUCUCUCUACAAAGUUAUCCAAGAACCACAAAGUGAGUUGCUAGAACCUGUCUGUCACCAGCUCUUUGAGUUCUAUCGCAGUGGAGAGAAGCAAUUACUUCAAUUUACCCUGCAGUUUCUCCCAGAACUGAUUUGGUGCUACCUUGCAAUCGUAGUCAGCAGAAAUGUGCACAGCAGUGGAUGCAUUGAAGCUCUUCUUCUUGGGGUUUACAAUUUGGAAAUAGUUGACAAACAUGGGCAUAGCAAAGUAUUGAGUUUUACAAUUCCAUCUUUAUCCAAGCCAUCUGUAUAUCAUGAACCUUCCAGUAUUGGGUCCAUGGCUCUGACUGAGAGUGCACUAUCCCAACAUGGUUUAUCAAAAGUUGUGUACAGUGGACCUCACCCCCAGAGGGAGAUGCUGACAGCACAAAAUAGGUUUGAAGUAUUGACAUUCCUUUUGUUGUGUUACAAUGCUGCCUUAACCUAUAUGCCCAGCGUUUCUCUUCAAUCACUAUGUCAGAUUUGUUCAAGAAUCUGUGUUUCUGGAUAUCCUCGACAACAUGUUAGGAAAUACAAAGGCAUAAGUAGUAGAAUACCAGUUUCUUCAGGAUUCAUGGUGCAGAUGUUAACAGGAAUUUAUUUUGCCUUUUAUAAUGGAGAAUGGGAUCUAGCUCAAAAAGCAUUGGAUGACAUUAUAUACAGAGCACAGCUAGAGUUAUAUCCAGAGCCAUUACUGGUUGCAAAUGCAAUAAAGGCAUCAUUGCCUCAUGGUGCCAUGAAAUCUAAUAAGGAGGGAACAAGGUGUAUUCAAGUUGAAAUUACACCAACUUCCUCUAGAAUAUCAAGAAAUGCAGUGACCAGCAUGUCCAUAAGAGGUCACAGGUGGAAAAGACAUGGAAAUGCAGAAUUAACAGGUCCAGAAGAACUGAUGGAGAUAUCUGAAGUUGACGAGGGAUUUUAUUCCAGGGCUGCAUCUAGUACCAGCCAGUCGGGUUUAUCAAACAGUAGUAACAAUUCUAGUAAUAAAGCAAGUGUAGGAAAGACUCAAAGACGGUCGGGAGGAAGCAAAACUGGAGGAAAAGAAAAAGAAACUACAGGGGAGUUUUGCAAAGAUCAUUUUGCUCGAAAACAAACUCAGAGAGCCCAAAGUGAAAAUCUUGAGCUUCUCUCUCUAAAGAGACUUACAUUAACAACCAGCCAAUCCCUGCCAAAGCCUAGUAGCCAUGGCUUGGCUAAGACUGCCGCAACUGUAUUUAGCAAAUCCUUUGAACAAGUCAGUGGUGUCACAGUCCCACAUAAUCCAUCACCUGCUGUUGGCUGUGGGACUGUGACAGAUGCCAAUAGGUUUUCCGCUUGUAGUCUGCAAGAAGAAAAACUUAUAUACGUUUCUGAAAGGACUGAACUUCCAGUGAAGCAUCUAUCAGGUCAGCAGAGACCUCCCAGUAUUAGUAUUACUCUGUCCACAGAUUAAUUUGUAAUAGUUUGCUCAUGUAACCAGUGAAUCGGAAACUAUGACUUUAUUGCUGCUGCUUUUUUUCCUUGUCACCAGGCCUUUAUGCUGGGUCUGGGCCUGCAUGAUUCCACCACUCCUGGCAUACUUUUUUUCUUUUUUCCAGAUAGAAGGUGAGAGGGAGAGAGAGAGGCAGAGCAAAAAGGAGACAUCACAACAUCCUCCACUACUUGUGAAGCUUCCCUUUGCAUUGUGCUCCCAUGUGCUGGCCAGGAGUUUGGACUCAGUCCUCACACAUGGUGAAGUGUGCACUCUACCAAACAUGCUCCCUCCUGGCCCCAUGACUUCAUUUCUUUAUGAAAGUGGUCAGGGUCUUUCAUCCCUGUUCCUCACAGUAAUGCUGGUGUCCUUAUUUCUUAAGGCUGCCUAGACUUUAUGAAGGAUAUAAUUAAUGUCUAGAUUGCAGUUGAAAUAAUAGUUUCAUUAUUUCUUGGUUACCUUUUUGCUCCUUGAUUGAAGUUUGUUUUUUUUUUUAAUUUCUUACUUCCUUCUGUUACCUUAAGAUGGUCAUAACUGUGGUAAUACAUCUUGGCAGGUUAUCUGAUCAGAUGGGUGACACCUCUUAUGAAGUUAAAAAAAUUUUUUAAUCCUAGAUCUAUACCUAUACAAUUGAUAUUCAGAGUAAAAGGACAUCUCCAUAUAUAGAAACUUUGGGAUGGGAUUAGGCAGAAGUACAACUCCAGGAAUUCUCCAGCUGGCUGCCCAGUAAAAUAAUCUGAAAAAUAAGUGUACGAAAAAAUUUUUAAAUGAUGUGUACCAUAAGUGUCUGGUAAAAGUGUUUGUAACCAGAUCACCUUUAAGAUUAGGUUACAUAAAAUACUGGAAAAUGUCCAUUAACUCAGUACCUAGGCUACUAUAUGACUUGGGUAGAGCGCUUUCUGUUGUCAUCUUUGAAAUAUAUAUGUAUUUCUAGAAGUUGUAUUGUUUUAAAGUGUUUGAUCUGAAUUUAGAAGGUAAGAAUCCCUUUCAAUUCCUAAGCUGCAGUAAACUAUAAAGCUUGCUUAUUCUGCUGCUGGACUUUGGAAAUCUUAGUGAGUCUGGAUUCCUGUAGUUCAAAGGGCACAUCAUGGAAGACUUCGUAGAAAUCUUUGGAAGUCUUGCAACAAAACUCUCAAGAUACCAGUGUCAACUACAUAUUGAAAUUGUUAGUCUGCAAACAAGGAAAUUAGGUAAAUUUUUUCAUCUAAAAAAAUAUCAUGAGAGAAAAUAAAUGAAACUUGGACAAAGGGCAUUUAUAGACUAAUUUUGCUUUUUAUGUUCAUAUUCUUAAAUUUAAAAUUAUAAAAUAUGGAAAACCAAACACUUCUUGUUUUGUGAUCAGGCCUAUUUUUAAUGUUCUAUUAUAAGAGAAAUAAUAAUCACUGUAGUUAACCCUAAGCAAAAUUAAUAAAUAAGGCAGUUUGACUAAACAAACUUCUAUGUAGCUAUACAGAUGUGUGACCUCUAGGUAGAUAAAAAGUUAAAUGUAAAAAUUUAAUGUUAGUGGUGGUUAUUUCCAUCAAGGUUGAGAAUCCUGGUAACUCAAGUGACUUGAGUAAUGAUUCAGGGUAUGAAAGAGAAAGCAGGGCCGAAGAUGAGAGUAAGCUGAAAGAAAGCCUAGAGAGGUGUCUGCCAGAUCUUUUUCUCUGUUAGUACACGUUGGUUUUCUUCAUUGCUGUAUGUAGCUGUGAUCACACUGAAACUGAUAGUUUUAUCCUUGUAUCUGCUUAUAUGGAGUUUAGAUAUGUGAACAUGUUCUAUGUCUAUGAAGAGUGCCAAAGCAUUUACUCUGUGAAUGCAGUUCUGAUGGUGACUGCUUUGGCCACCAUUAGGGGGCUGGGCCAAUUGAGCCCAAAUCUUCAUGCAUACAAAGCAUGCACUAUAACGUUAAGAUAGAUUCCUGACCCCUGGAUACCAUUUUAGUAGAAUUUUUCAAAAAAAGCAUGCAAUAGUUUUCAUUUAUUACAUCUGAAUACAAUGUCUUUUAGAAUAAAUGAAUUUUAUUUUUUUACUUCCAGUAAUAGAAAUAAGAUCUAUUGGUAUAUGUUGUAGUUAAAAAAACAACCAGCAAACCUAAAGCAACAUACUAGUGAAAGUUGGUGUUGUAUUCAUUUAAUAGGAAUCCUGUGUACACUGAAUUUCCUCUUGUCCUUUUUUUUUUUUUUUUUUCCCACAACUAGGUACUGCUCACCUCUAGCUUAUGGUGGUGCUAAAAGAUUUUCUCUGGGACCUUAAAACCUCAGGCAUGAAAGUCUUUUGAAUAACCACUGGGUUAUCUCCCUGGCCCUCUGAGGAAUGAUUAAUAACAAUGUUAUUAGUCUUAACUGUUUUAAAGAAUUUGGUAUAUAAAACAAGACAAUAUGGUUAGAAAACUGUAGAAGUUUGAGGAAACAUUAACUAGCACAUGUGAGACAUCAUAUUUUAAUAUUCAGUGACUAGAAUAGAACUUCAUUUUGACAUUAUUUUAGAUUUUUGCUAUUAGUUAUUGUUAGAGGACCAGCAUUUGUGUCAACUGAACACUCCAGAUCUCUUGAGUGAGAAUCUGCAUUUUUAACAAAAGCCUCAGAUAAUUUAUACUCAUUAAAGCUUGAGAAAAGUAUCAGAAGAUAAAUAAAUCACUUAUCUAAUAUCUAGAAUUCUUGCAUCCCUAGCACAGAUUUGCUAAAAGGUAGGUAAUUACAAUAUUCGUAGUCUUAACAGUUAAUUUUAACAAUUGAUAAUUGACUUUCUAAGCCCUAUAAUUCUAAAACUUUAAUGAUUCUCAUUUAUUUUUUACAAUAUAAAUGUGGCAUUCACAUUUUUCUUGUAGAUAUAGUUGAAACAAGAGCUGAAGGUGCCUUCAAUAGAGUGGUUCUGAAUUUUUGCUCCAAGUAAUCUGCACUUUUAAUUUUUUUAGAGUGUUAAAACAGUGAAUCUCUCUCUCUCUUUCUCCCUCUGUCCCUCUUUCCCUCUCUCUCUCCCUUACUCCCUCCUUUCUUCUUUAACCAAAGCACCAAACUACUCUGGCUUUUGGUAGUGCUGGGAACUAGACAGCCAAACCUGAGACCUAUCCCAGUCAAGUGUGCUGCACUACUGUUGUACAACCUCCCCAGCCAACAGUAAAAUUGUUUAGUGUGUACCCUUUUAUACUUUUUCAAAUAUAGAUUAUAUACUUGAAUUUUUUUACAGAAAUUAUAAAUGUAUUGUGCUGAGUAUGGUAAUAAUUAUAAUUAUACCUACAACUCUCCCCACUUACCUUUCCAAAUUUGUAAGUUAAGAUGAUUUUUGUAAAUCGUGUUCCCAUGAAGAUCUGGUGUGACCAAUUAGCCAUUCACCUCAUAUUUGUCCAGAAUAAUAACUUUUUUUACAAGAACAAUUCUGUGAAAAUUUGGGACCUUCCAUCCUAUAUUUCAGAGUGUUUUUAGCAGACAUAAUAGCCCCAUUGCACAUUUGAAAUCUUUUUUAAAGAUCUUUUUAUUAAUUUAUUUAUUUAUUGGAUAGAUAGAAAGAAAUUGAGAGGGGAAGGGGCGAUAGAGAGGAACAGACACAGACACCUGUAGCCCUGCUUCACCACUCGUGAAGCUUUCCCCUCCGCAGGUGGGGACAAGGAGCUUGAACCGGGGUCCUUGUGCACUCUAGUGUGUGUGCUUAACCAGCUGCACCACCGCCUGGCAUUUGAAAUCUUCAGUGAAUCUGGAAACUAUGUAAUCUCUUAUUCUUAAAUACUAACUACACAUUCCAUGCCAAGGACCCAGGUUCAGGCUCUCAGCAAAGCUUCAUAAACACUGGAACAGAUCUACAAGUGUCUCUCUUUGUCUCUCCCUCUCUGUCUUCGCCUCCCCUCACAAUUUCUUUCUGCCCUAUCAAAUAGAAUUAAAUUAAAAUUAAAAAAGAAAUACUCAGAGGAGCAUCUAGAGGGGGUUGAAUUGUUAUGUGGAAAACUGAGAAAUGUUAUGCAUGUACAAACUAUUGCAUUUUAUUGUCGACUGUAAACCAUUAAUCCCCCAAUAAUGAAAAUUUUUUAAAAUAGCUUAGAAAAAGAGAGAGAGAGAGAGAGAAAGAAAGAAAUACUAACUGCCUGAGGUUUUCUAUGUAAAAGCUGGAUUCCUGUAAGAGCAUUUGCCUUUUGCAAUCCAAGUGGAGAGAGAAAGUAGACUUUUCAAGGGAGUAUUUCAUAAACCCGUGGUCAAGCAAAUUCCAUGGAGUGACACUGCUCCGACACUUGUGGAACUUCUCCCAUGGCUGCUGGGGGCCAGGGACUUGAACUUAGGUCCUUGUGCAUGGCAAUUUGUAUGCUCUAUCACGUGUGUCACCUGCCGUGGAACUUUUAAAGGCUACCCUGUGAACCUGAAAAUAGAAAUUCUUGUUCUUAAAUGAUGACAGGGUUUAUUCUGAAACGUUCACUGCCAUCUUCAAUUAAAGCAAGUAAUUUGCAAAAUUGCUCACUUAAAAGCAAAAAAUUGAGCUCUUCAACUGGUAGAGUAGCGCACAUACAUGCCUGAGAUUUCUGGUUCAAUUCUAGGCACUGCAUAUACCAGAGUAAUGCUCUUUCCUCCUCUCCUCUCCUCUCCUCUCCUCUCCUCUCCUCUCCUCUCCUCUCCUCUCCUCUCCUCUCCUCUCCUCUCCUCUCUUCUCCUCUCCUCUCCUUUCUUUUCCUCUCUAUCUCUUAUAAAGCUUUAAUGCUCUCAUGUAGUAAGUAAAUGCUCUUUAAAAAUAAAUAAAAGCAAAAAAUUAAGUUAAAUAUUUAAUCAGAACAGAUAAAUGUAAUCCCAGUGUUAAGGUAUUUUACCUAUUUUGGAAGAAUAAAAUCAAAGUGUUAAAAAUUAUAGAGAAAAAUGCACUUAGAGAUUAAAAAGAAUGUUUAAUCAAGAUUUAAAGUAAGCCUGUGUGCCCUGGGAGGUGGCACAGUGAAUGAAGUGUUAGACUCUCAAAUAUGAAGUCCCAAGUUUGAUUCCCAGCAUUGUAUGUACCAGAGUGAUGUGUUGGUUCUCUCUCCCCUUGUUCUCUCAUUGAGAAAUAAAUAAAUAAAUAAAUAAAUAAAUAGUUUUAAAAUAAUGGGACUAGAGCUGCUUAACAUUUAGAAUAUAGGCACAAUAAGUCUACACGUUAUUAACAGGAAGCACAUCAAGGAAAUAUAUAUGUGUGUGUUUGAAUAAAAUUGCUGAAAAUUGUUUUUUAAGAAGCACUUGAAAGAGUAAUUUGGUACUUAAGUAUUAUAGAUAAAAAUUAAUGUAGAGUAGUAUCUUUCCAAUCUUUGGAUGAGAAUUGAUAACUAAUUAAAUUAGCAUGACUUUGUACUUUCAGAUUGGUUGCUUAGCAAAGUUAUACUUAAUGCUUUGAGUUUUUCACUUUAAUGUUAGGUACUAAUGUUAGGUUAUAUUCUUUAUCAGAGAACUUAAAUAUCUUGUCUUUUGUACUUUGUAAUUAGCUUGUGUAUAUCUAAAGAAACUACGAGUGAACAUUUUGGAGGUUGUUUUGUGUUGUGUUUGUAUCAAUAGUAGAGUUCUGUAGUACCUGUGUAAGUGAACACAGGAUAGUAUUUCUCAGACUGUUGCCUUCUCUUAUUUGGAGUGUACUUGCUUACCUCUUGCUUUCUAACCAUGUAGUGGUACUAAUCUUUUCAUAGUAAAUAUACUUGUUUCUAAUUGUAAUCCUAGAGUUUACAUUCCUUAAAGAAUAAACUAUGACUUUGGAUAUUUUUAUGUGCUCUGUACAUUUUUUAAAUUAUGGAAAUAAACUGGAGUUCAGUUUU
This is a messenger RNA of Erinaceus europaeus (western European hedgehog), 7483 nucleotides long. RefSeq names its product hyccin PI4KA lipid kinase complex subunit 1 (gene HYCC1). The coding region runs from base 169 to 1734 and encodes 521 amino acids. NCBI's taxonomy places the organism in Eukaryota, Metazoa, Chordata, Mammalia, Eulipotyphla, Erinaceidae. The record is from RefSeq and is a predicted model, not a curated record. The transcript is spliced from 11 exons. Gene Ontology annotation, cellular component: plasma membrane. Gene Ontology annotation, biological process: phosphatidylinositol phosphate biosynthetic process; protein localization to plasma membrane.